This is a messenger RNA of Colletotrichum scovillei, 1414 nucleotides long. Its product is annotated as 2-nitropropane dioxygenase. Gene Ontology annotation, molecular function: nitronate monooxygenase activity. The transcript is spliced from 2 exons. NCBI's taxonomy places the organism in Eukaryota, Fungi, Ascomycota, Sordariomycetes, Glomerellales, Glomerellaceae. The record is from RefSeq and is a predicted model, not a curated record. The coding region runs from base 230 to 1327 and encodes 365 amino acids.
CCAAGAUCUCACUCAGAAGUCAGAACGUCUUGUUUUUUACUUCCGAGGUUCUGUGUAUAAGACACCAAGCUGACCCCGCCCGAUCGUCACAGUCAAAAGGUUCUCCAAUAGUGCUGUCUCACAAAGUCCCGGGGAAAAAGUCAACAACACCCCUCACUUAGAACAACCAAAAAAAGAGUACGAAAAAGGGAGCGAAAAAAGCAAAUAUCAAAGAAACAAAACACCAAACAUGGCCAUCUCGAGACUGGUAUCGUGGUUCCCCCACGUCAAGGCGCCCGUCAUCAUCAACGCGCCGAUGCUUGGGUCCGCCGGCGCCGCCAUGGCAACUGAAGUCCACAAAGCCGGUGGUUUCGGUUUCAUCGCCGCGGGCUUCGACUUCUCAGAGUCCUCGGCCCAGAUGACGGACCUAGACAAGGCCCUGACCCAAGCCCGCACCCUCCUCUCGCUCCCGGCCGCGGACGGCAACAGCAGCGGCAGCGGUAGCGGCGCAGGAGGACUCCCGCUCGGCGUGGGCUUCAUCACGUCCCACGAGACAGCCGGCCACUUCACGGCCAACGUCCUGCCCAUCCUCGUCCGCCACGGCGUCGCGGCAGCCUGGCUCUUUGCCCCGCACCCAGAGACCAAACCCCACGGCGAAAUCAUCGCCGCCCUCCGCGGCAAGGGAACGAAAGUUUUCGUGCAGGUGGGCAACGUCGCCGCGGCGCGGGAGGCGGCCGCCGACGGCGCGGACGUCAUUGUCGCUCAGGGCGUCGACGCCGGCGGGCACCAGUUUUCGCGGGGCUGCGGCGUGGUGGCGCUGGUGCCCGAGGUGAAGGCCAUGCUGGCGGCCGAGUUCCCCGACCGGGACGUCGCCGUCGUCGCGGCGGGCGGGAUCGUGGAGGGCAGCGGGGUGGCUGCGGCGCUGGCGUUGGGCGCUGAGGGGGUUGUGUUGGGCACGCGGUUCGUUGCGACGGACGAGGCGAUGAGCGCGCAGUUGCACAAGGAGGUUAUUGUGAGGACCAAGGACGGCGGGGUGAGUACGUGGAAGUCGGAGUUCCAUGAUCGGUUGGUGGAUAAUAAGUUGUGGAAGGAAGGGUAUGAUGGCAGGGCGAUUGUGGGGGAUAUUCAUCGGGAGUAUCACGCCCUCGGCGGCCAGACGGCGACGGUGGAGGAGAGCCGGGAGAGGUUGCGGACGGGGUGGAGCGAGGAGGAAGGGAAGAAGAUGAUUGGGAAGUGGGCUGGUGCUGGGCUUGGGCUUAUUGAUGAGAUUAAGCCGGCUGGAGUGGUCGUCACUGAGGUGAGGGAGGCUGCGAGGAAGCGGAUUCAAGAGUUGGUUGGGUCGAUUUGAACGGAACAAAAGGCCAAGUUGGGAGUCUCGGGCAAUGUGUGAUUGUAUCACCAACAUCAUCAAGUUCGGUGCCCCAUAGAGACUGCA